This is a messenger RNA of Xyrauchen texanus (razorback sucker), 2856 nucleotides long. Its product is annotated as protocadherin-8-like. Lineage: Eukaryota; Metazoa; Chordata; Actinopteri; Cypriniformes; Catostomidae. Gene Ontology annotation, biological process: homophilic cell-cell adhesion. Gene Ontology annotation, cellular component: plasma membrane. The record is from RefSeq and is a predicted model, not a curated record. Gene Ontology annotation, molecular function: calcium ion binding.
AUGAAGUUCUAUUGCAGUUACUUCAUGCUCGCAUGGAUCAUUUGUAAGUGCUGUUGUACAACAACGAAAUACUACACAUUUGAGGAAGACGCCCCUGGUACAGAGAUUGGAAACCUUUCUCGGGACUUGAAAAUAGACCCGGCUGAAGAUCCUGAGACAUCAUUCAAAUAUAUGCAGAAGACAAACUCUGUAAUUCUCAUGAGGAAAACUGACGGGCUUUUAACCGUUGGAGAAACUAUUGACCGCGAACAACUGUGCCACCGCUCUCCGCAGUGUCUCAUAAGUUUUGACAUUGUCGCAUUUUCCAAGGAGAAGUUUCAGCUUAUUCACGUUGAAAUUGAGGUGAAAGAUCUUAAUGACCAUUCGCCUCAGUUUAUACGCAAAGAAUCACACUUGGAUCUAUUAGAGGACACUCCUUUGAACUCACGAUUUCAAUUGGACAUCGCCGUGGACCACGAUGUCGGAGAUAACUACAUUCAAAGUUACCAUAUUUCGCACACAAGUCAAUUUGCCGUUGAAGUAGGCACUCAAGAAGAUGGAGUCAAGUCUGCUGAACUUGUGUUGAUCAAAACGCUUGACCGGGAGACUGAAGAGUUUUACACGAUUGAGGUGACGGCAACAGAUGGUGGGACGCCGCCAAAAUCCGGGACGACGACCGUUAACGUUCGAGUGCUGGACUCUAACGAUAACAGUCCGACUUUUGAACACAGCUCACCUAAAGUCGAACUCAAAGAAGAUUCGCCGAUUGGUUCCCGUGUGCUGAAAGUUCACGCUGAUCCCGAUGCUGGCAUUAACGGUGAAGUUGUCUAUGGAUUUGUUGAGGGCUCCCCGACUGAGGUCACGCGUGUUUUUCAGAUCGACCUCAUCUCAGGUGAAGUGACCCUCAAAGACUUUGUAGACUAUGAGAAAAAAAAGUUGUACGAGUUACACAUCCAAGCCUCCGAUCUUGGCCCGAAUUCUGUUUCAUCUAUCUGUCGGGCUGUUGUAGACAUAAUUGAUGUAAAUGAUAACAUGCCAGAGAUUACCAUUAAGCCCAUGACCUCCACGAGUGACGGGGUGGCCUUCAUUACCGAGGCGGCAGCUGAAGAAAGUUUCGUGGCCCUGAUCAGCACCUCAGACAAGGACUCUGGCUCCAACGGUUACGUCCGGACUACUUUACAAGGACACGAUCAUUUUAAACUGCAACAAGCAUAUAGCAACACAUUUAUGAUCGUGACCACGACAACCUUGGAUAGAGAAACAAUUUCAGAGUACAACCUCACAGUGAUCUCCGAAGAUUUGGGGACGCCACCCUUUAAAACCAUCAAGCGAUAUACGAUACGCAUCACCGAUGAGAACGACAAUGCGCCGAUGUUUAGUAAAGACGUUUACGAUGUAUCUGUAGUAGAAAACAACAUUCCGGGUUCAUACAUAACUAGCAUUGUCGCGCAGGAUCUUGACAUUGGAAAAAACGGAAAGGUGUCAUACAGUCUUGUUGACAGUAAAGCACCGGAUGGUUCACCGAUAUCGACGUUUGUGUCAGUAGACCCUCUAUCGGGGUCUUUGUACUCGUUGCGAUCGUUUAAUUUUGAAGUGCUAAAAGAAGUUGAGUUCACUGUCAAAGCCAAAGACAAAGGCUCUCCACCUCUCUCCAGCACUACUUUAAUAAAAGUCCACGUGGUGGAUGAGAACGAUAACUAUCCCUAUAUCACAUAUCCAGUGUUAAGGAAUAAUUCAGCCGAUAUCCCGAUACCCCUCAACGCUCAAGGUGGAUAUCUAGCUUUACGAGUGACCGCUCGGGAUGAAGACGUUGGGGCCAACAGUGAACUUAGUUUUCACAUCAUACAGGGUGACCCACAACUCUUUGCCAUUAAUAAAAAGACUGGUGAAAUUGUUUUGAAACAGAGUCUCACGGCUUCCUGUGGGGACGUCCUGCAAAUUGAGGUUUCUGUGGUGGAUAACGGUAGAGAGCCCCUGUAUAGCACCGCAACAGUUCGCUUUGUGGUGACAGACACCAGAUCCCAAGAGGACCAGGUGAUUAUUUUACUGCGAUCUAAAGAGGAGGAGAAUCUAAACUUUGAUGUCUGGACAGUGAUUACAGUUGCGUUCUCCGGGGGCUGCGCGCUUUUGCUGGUAGCGAUUUCCAUCCUCACUGUAACCUGCCAAAUUCGUCGCAGGCGAAGAAACAUUGGCAGAGAUGGCCUGUAUGUCAACCCCCUUUCCAAGAACAACACUGCCACGUCAAAUGUAUAUGGUGGCCCUAAUGGCUUCCUUGGCAAUGAAGGAGGAUCAAUGCACCACUGCCUUUACGAAGACAAGAGCUUGGACUUUGAGGAAAAGUUAUUCCUGCCAUGCAAGCCCUUCGAACAAACAUUUCUACGGCAAGAUGAAAAGUACUGUCUACAAAGGAGUGGCACCAGCAUCACAGACCAGCUGAGCGUGAAGGACAGUGGAAAAGGAGACAGUGAUUUCAAUGACAGUGACUCUGACACCAGUGGAUCAGCUCUGAAGAGAGGCCUGAUAACAUUCCAACCAUUGGCGAGAAGUUCAUUCAACUCCGCAGAGGACUGGAAGGGUAAACAGCACGUUACACCCACACAAAACAUGCAUGUCCCUCCUGGGAGCGCCUACACAACUGGCUUUUCCCCAGCACCAAUUUACAAUACAACCCAUAUUAAUGCUCAUACAUGGAAAGAAAGCCAUGAUGACACGUUGAAAUCAAGCCGCCAUUUGCAGACAUUCUCAAGGACAGCAGCUCUGCCUUCAUACUCCACCCAUCAGAUGAGGGGAAUUAUUACCACAGUUGAAGAGCAAACUGAAACUCUCAGGGAUGCGUUGCAGGUCACAGCUGCAUCUGAAGUUGCUACUACCUUUUAA